This is a messenger RNA of Rana temporaria (common frog), 771 nucleotides long. RefSeq names its product 3-alpha-hydroxysteroid dehydrogenase-like. Gene Ontology annotation, molecular function: aldose reductase (NADPH) activity; ketosteroid monooxygenase activity; steroid dehydrogenase activity. NCBI's taxonomy places the organism in Eukaryota, Metazoa, Chordata, Amphibia, Anura, Ranidae. The record is from RefSeq and is a predicted model, not a curated record. Gene Ontology annotation, cellular component: cytosol. Gene Ontology annotation, biological process: steroid metabolic process. The transcript is spliced from 4 exons. The coding region runs from base 49 to 771 and encodes 240 amino acids.
AAGCGUAAAGAAAUCUGAGGCUGUUUGGGAGCUAACAGAGGCGCUGACAUGUCUGUGAGUUUACACGCCAGCCUGAACGAUGGGAACAGAAUCCCAGUUAUUGGAUUUGGGACGUACGCUCCUGAAACGGAACCAAAGAGCAAAGCAGAAGAGGCCACAGAACUAGCCAUUAAAGUCGGGUACCGCCAUAUUGAUGGGGCAUAUCUGUAUGGCAAGGAGGCUGAAGUUGGUCGGGCCAUCCACAAGAAGAUCGCAGAUGGAACCAUAAGGAGAGAAGACUUGUUCCUUACUGGGAAGCUCUGCAGCACUUUCCACAGGCCUAACUUGGUUCAGAAAGGUCUGCAAAGAUCCCUGGAAGCUCUUAAUAUGAAAUACUUGGAUCUCUUUCUCAUUCACAUGCCUGUAGAAUUACAGUGGCAUUGCAGGAGAUCUGGUGCCGGUUGGAGGAGAAAAUGGCCCCCACAGGAACUGGAGUUGCUAACCCCCGAUCAGCUAAUACGGGACCAGUUCCUCGCUGGUGUGUGGUCCCCUUCAUUAAAAAGAGCCUUGAAGGAUCGAGUGAGGGCUGAUGGUACAGUGAAGUUUGCAGUGAUCCUACAAGAGGCCAUCGAGAGGGAACAGGAAGAGUCGAACCAUGAACGGGCUGGUGCCAGAAGCCAGGUUACCCGCACUCAGGGAGCCGGGUGGCUGGUGGGGCGGGAAGAAGCGACUGCCCCAUGCCCUGCCACAGUCUCAACGGUGGAGACGCCCGCGAUGGAGAAGGUCGUAUGA